AUGCCUAUUCCCAUUCAUACAACCCCACCGCCGUCAAGGACGAGCUAUAUCAUCCAACAGCUCGAGGGAGAGCGUCUUUCCAUACCUGGAAGCAAAGGCACAUUCCGUAUCCUUGCUUCAACUCAACAGACCAAUGGCCAGAUGUCGGUUUUCCAAAGCGGCGCUGUCCUGUCGGAUGCACCCGGGUUUCACUAUCAUAAAGAAGCCCACGAUGUUUUUCUGGUAACAAAAGGCUUCAUGAAGCUUUGGAACGGCGAUAAGUGCCGUAUAAUGGGUCCUGGCGAUUUUGCCUAUGUACCCCCAAACAUUAUUCACAAUCCUGAAUUGCUCGGUCCUCAUACGGAAACACUCGGUUUAGUUGUGCCAGGUGACUGGAUCGACUUUUUUCGCUACAUUGGUGAACCGUUUGAGGGCAACCUGAUACCAGAGCAUGACGAUCGCGAUCUGAAAUCGCAUGUGAUACCCAAGGUUAUGUCAGCUCCUAAAGACUUUGACGUUCAUUUCGUUCGGGACUAUCAGCCCUCAGCUGUAGGAGAAUGGGAAGAAACCGAAAGCGUUCUACCAGGAGAGCUGAAGCCGUAUUUUCUUCGAGCUAAUACUGGACCUCGUUGGAUGGCUGGUGGUGUCAUGUCUCGUCCUUUUAUCACUACUAAAGAGAGUGGAGGGAAAUUCGCCAUUUCAAGUAUUGAGUCAUCUGGCUCCUACAAGACGUCUUUGUUUUCGGAUUACUUGGUCUUUCCGGAAGUUGACCAUUGUUUGUGCAUGCAGGAGGGUACGCUUCGUGUGAAUAUCAGAGGCGAUGAGGAGUGGGUGGCUCUUCAUGAAGGUGAAACAGUCAUGAUUGCCGCAGGCCAAUAUUUCAAGCUUGACUUUGGAUCGAGAUAUGUUCGAUUGUGGUCUUUUACGGAUGGACCAGGUAUUGAAGAGUUGAUCCAUCAGGCUGGCGAGUCUUACCAGGGUUUUGUACUUCCAGAUGAGGCUACUGCUCUGGAUCAGGCUAAGCUCAAAGAUGCAAUUGAGAAGGUCAAUGCUAGAAGGGAAUAA
Fusarium pseudograminearum CS3096 is the source of this 1044-nucleotide messenger RNA. RefSeq lists its product as uncharacterized. Bases 1 to 1044 code for a protein of 347 amino acids. The transcript is spliced from 2 exons. The record is from RefSeq and is a predicted model, not a curated record. NCBI's taxonomy places the organism in Eukaryota, Fungi, Ascomycota, Sordariomycetes, Hypocreales, Nectriaceae.